Molecule: messenger RNA, 7545 nt
Organism: Prorocentrum cordatum
Lineage: Eukaryota; Dinophyceae; Prorocentrales; Prorocentraceae
Source: the annotation of a GenBank genome assembly
AUGGCUGACCGGAGGCCUGCUGCUGCCGCUGGUUCUCGCGGCGCCACCGCCGCACCGAAGAAGUACGGAGAUCGUCGAUACAGAGGCAAGCACCCUCGAGAGGGAGCCGCGGCAGCGGCAGCGUCUGUGCCCGACGACGAGACCUACGAAGAGGAAUGGGCCGACGAGUGGGCUGGUGAGGACUGGGCCGAGGACGACGACGAGGAGUCGGAGAUUCCACCGAGUUCGGCGGAGUUUCGACGCACCCGAGGUGAUCGCAAGAAGUGGCGCGGAGGACCAUGCCCAGCCCCACCUCCACUCGAGGCCAGGUUUCAGAAUAUAUACAAGCAGCCGAGAUACUACCAGAAGUGGGUUAGGAAAGUACACAUGUGGAAGGCCAGGGCGCGACACUACAAGCCGAUGGCCGAACUGGCCCUGGACCUUUCAGACGUCAUCACGGGUGAAGGCGCAGAGAUGAUCGAGUCCUUGGAGUGGACCCGGUUGUAUUCACAGGAUGGUAUUGAUUUGGUGAUCAACUCCCUCGCCGUGUUUGAUGAACAGCAGAUCCUACAGGUUGGAGACCUCAUGGAAGAGUAUGAAGAAGUGGAGCGUCUGCCCGGUGAGCUGCUGGCUGCAUACGUCGCGCAUUUCAAGGAUCUCGAGAUGCGGCUCAAGCGGGCAGAGCUCCCAGCUCAGCAAGGACAAUUUCGAGCAUUCAAGUUGUUGCGAAGUUCAUGUUUAUCGCCGGAGGUCCGGCGCAACCUUCUCCUCGCCACGGGCAAUGAGUAUGACUUCGACCGCCUGGUUCAGGCUGACAUUAUUCCCGAGGACGAGGCUGAGGAGAACGAAGAUGAAGAUGACCCCGAUCAAGCAGAAGUCAAUGAGGCUUACGCCGAGGAGGUUGACAGUAUCCAGGUCAUGCAGGAGGUGGCGGACGCUUUGACCGUCACCAGCGACAAGUUGAAGAAGCUGACCUUGGGCCGCGGGUGGACCGGAAGCGCCGCCCGGCAGGCCGCCGCAGACAUCGUCAGCACCGCCACAGAGAGGCACUGCGACGCCGCCGGCCGGCACGUCUUUUUCAGGAAGCAUUCGUGGAACAUUUACGGGAGACCGAUCCGGAGAUUCAAGAGCACCGGCGGCAUCUCAGAGGCCAGGGUUUCGCCAGACGUCUUCGAGGACCGGCUACAAGUCACGCACCUCUCGCCCGACGAGCUGCAGCAGCGCGUGGCCGCCUUCAAGAGCAGGGUCGCCACCAGCGACAAGGGGGCCUCCCACGUUCGAUUUCAGGCAACGCCAGAAGUGCGUCAGUUUUCCGUGGAUUCUCGCGGAGCUCAGGCGGCGAGAAGCGGGACAAAAUCAUCGCAUCAGGUCGACGUCAUCUGGCAUGUCCGGACGCCCCUGGACGUUUGCUUCCUCGAGGAUUCCCAGGGUUUCUACAUUGUCAUCGACACAGGUUGCCAGCGCAACGUUGUGGGCUACGAGUGUUUGGGAAAGUUUCUGGAACAUAUUGCCUACCUGGGAUUGAGUUUCUGGGAAGCUGAGGAGCAAGAGAGGCUUCGGUUUGGAGUCAGUCGUGCGGUGAGCAAAUCUGUGGUGUAUUUCCCGAUAUGUCUUGAACAUGUGGUGCCCCUGGUUUGCCGUACCUCAGUCUUGGACGUGAACCCUAAGUUGCCUUUCUUGGGAUCGUUACCGAUGCGGAAGCUCCUGGGCCUCCAGCUGGACACCUUGGGGGAAAGGGCUCAUUUCACCAAGAUCAACCUGUGCGACGUGCCCUUGAAGAUUGCCCCGAAUGGCCACUUGCUUCUGAGAGUCGACUCUUGGUUGAAGGAUGUGGGGUUCCCAAGGGGGCCCGAGGCCUGGAAGUUCACCCCCUCGGACGUCAUCAUCCCGGAGCCCCAGUGGAUCCCAGAGGCACCAGCCUGUGUUUCCGGAGAGAGUUGUGCUCAAGCCGAGUCUCAGCCUAUGCAGUUUUCACGCGCAGCACUGUGUGCUCUUACAUCUACUCACCGCGGGCUGCGUCAGCCUCGCGAAGUCCUGCCCUCCGUGCCAGACGGCUGUAACCUGACCGACGCCACGCCCGUGUUCGAGAGCAUCCUCGUUCAGCUGACGAGGCAGAACCUGGCGAUCAACGCGUGGACGAACCUGAUGCAGCUGAUCAUGAACCACCUGUCGCACAUCAUCGGUCGCAGUCGCGAGCAGUUCCGGCAGAACACGGAGAUGUCGAACCGGAUGAUGGGCGCGAUCGCGCAGAUGGGCCACGAGAUGGGCUACCUGACACCGAUGGCGGACUCAGUGAAGGCGAUCGCGAGAGGAGCCGCACAGGUUCCAGAGAGCGUGCUGCCACCGCCGCCGGCACCAGAGGAUCAAGCCCAGAACUACUCACAGCUGUGCGAGAAGAGGGACGUGUGCGCCCAUCCGACAACGAGGAGGUACUACGCCAAGGGGUACUGGCUGAUCUGCGACCAGUGCGGCCGGCGGUGGAAGUCGGUCAACGGGAAGAGCUGCUUCAACAAUGCCGAAUCGCCCGGUCAAGUCUUCGGCGAGCUCGAGCCAGGGUCGUACGCGGACCAAGGCGGAGCCAAGGUCACCCUCGGAGCAGCCUCCCCCGCGUCGGGGACCGAGAUGGUGAAGAGAGGCGCCUGGAAGCGCCUUCUCGGCAUUGCUAAGAAGACGACCGCAGCCUGCGAGACGCUUAUUAACGUGAGUCAAGAUGCCGAUCGCCGAGCUGCAGAUUUACGAGACGCGGAAUGGUGCUGUUCAGACGUGGCCUUCAUGGACAUUCCCGUUCCUGAGUUGCCCGACCACCGGCACCUGGACAACGAGUGCCAGGCGUGCGGCACCGACCUCAUCGAGGGCUGCGCAGGGACAGCAAGACCUACGCGACUAGCUUCACGCUUUGAGCUGAGGGCCUCGCCGAGCGCCGACAUAGAGGACGGCUGGGACUUGUCAACUACGCGAGGUGCUCAGAGAUGGAAAGAUCAGAUACUGAAAGACAAGCCACUCUACGUGAUCGUAGGCUUCCCCUGCACGCUCUGGUGCUCCUACAAUGUCAAUGUGAAUUACGUCGACCAUCCCGAGUUGCUUGAGAGACUUCGUGCUCGGGACCGACGGUUGAUUGACUUGAUCAAGUGGACCAUCAAGUACCAGGUGAAGCAUGGCCGGUUCUUCUUGUUCGAGAACCCGCCGACGUCAGCGAUCUGGAAGGACCUCCAGUUCGCCCCGCUCCUGCCUUUGGGCGAGACCGUUAUUGGCCAUGGGUGCCAGUACGGGAAGACAGGCAAGACUGGCCUGCCGAUUCGCAAGGCGCAUCGCUGGUUCUCCAACUCGCCGCCCGCGCUUGCGGCUCUGAGCCGCCGCUGCCCAGGACUUCGUCCGGAGUCCGGGGGCCACUUGCACGAUCAGAUUGAGAACUCGAAGUGGACAAAGGCCAGCGGCGAGUACACCGACGAGAUGGCCCACGCGAUGCUCCACGCGAUCCAGCAGGUCGCCGCCCAGAGGAAUCCGAGCAGGUUGGCCGACAUGCCGGUUGCGGCUACCGAGUGGGAGGUCGCCUACAACCACGCAGGUCCCAUCGAGGUGCUGUUCGCCUCGCCAGAGAAGGACCCCACCAGGUGGGAGGCGGUCAUGCAGGGCGUCCGACAGAUCGUGGGCGGUUCCGCCAGCCGAGCUCGUCCCGUGUCCGGGGGCCACUUGCACGAUCAGAUUGAGAACUCGAAGUGGACAAAGGCCAGCGGCGAGUACACCGACGAGAUGGCCCACGCGAUGCUCCACGCGAUCCAGCAGGUCGCCGCCCAGAGGAAUCCGAGCAGGUUGGCCGACAUGCCGGUUGCGGCUACCGAGUGGGAGGUCGCCUACAACCACGCAGGUCCCAUCGAGGUGCUGUUCGCCUCGCCAGAGAAGGACCCCACCAGGUGGGAGGCGGUCAUGCAGGGCGUCCGACAGAUCGUGGGCGGUUCCGCCAGCCGAGGCGGGAACAAGGCCAUGCAUUACCUUUCGAAGUCGUCCGCGCUCUGGAGACAGAUUAGCCAGCUCGUCCCGUGGGACCUCACGAUGAUCCAGCUCGCGAAGUCAGCCAAGCAAAGGAGGUUCCCCAUCAACAAGGAGCCGUGGUCUCACCGUGGUCACUGCUACGUGGACGAGAAGGGACAUUACCAUAUCGAAGCCGAGGACCUGGUUGACGUGGCCUUCCCGACGUUGGCCUUGUCGCCGCCCGCGGACCUAGCCGUUUUCUUCUUCGGCUAUGCCAAGCAGGAGUCCCUCCCGCAGGAGCCUGACACGUCACAGAUAGAGAAGCGAAUGCCGCUUCCCCCGGACCCGAACGACCCGAUGCUGCCGAACAACAGCCUGCCGCCCGACGAGGACGACGACCUGCAGGACGUCCCGAUCGCUCGGAUGCCUGACGCGUCCGGCGGUAUGGCUGGUAUACGUUUUGUUGGAGUGACAAAGGAGCAGUGUCCUCGCGAAGUUCGCCAGCCUGUCGCUCGUAUGCACUGUAACUUGGGACAUCCGGUGCCCAGCGAGUUCUUCCAGUUCCUGGCUCAGAGAGGCGCCUCGCAGGCCACGCUGCUGUGCGCCAGAGCGCUGAGGUGCCCGGCGUGCCUUCGUCGCAAACGGCCUCAGCGACAGCGGGAGUCACAGAUUCCAAGGGUGGGUCUGUUCAACGACUUAGUCAAGGGCGACUUGUUCUACGUCAUGACCCACGACGGAGACGUCUGGGAGAAGUUCCAGACGUGCUGGCUCACCCCGUUCGGGAUUAUGCAGAUUCUGGUUGUCGACAGGGACGGCGCCUUCGAAGCCGUGUUCAUGGACAACUGCCACACGUUGGGAAUCGACGUGAGGUACGUGCCGCCGGGAGCUCACUGGCAGUUGGGCCUGGCCGAAUCCGGCAACUACGCCUGGCGCCGAGUCUUCGAGAAGGUGAUCGACGUCAUCCUGCCGACGAUGCCAGAGCACGUGGACCUUGCGAUCAUCUCGACGAGCCACGCCGUGAACCAGUCAGUGCGCCGAGCAGGCCGCACCGCCUAUGCCGCCGCCUUCGGACGGGUACCCACGCUUCCGACCGAGCUCUUGGCUGACACCACGUCCGCCGAGUUCUGGCACAAUUGCACCCAGGAUGAGAUGCUGGCCUACGGGGGGAGAUGCCGCAUUGAGGCGCUCAAGGCGAUCGCCGACCUGGAGGCCGACGAGGCGCUGCGCACCUCCAUCCUCCGCCAGCCUGUCAACCGCAAGGAGUACGACUUCCUCUCGGGACAGCGCGUGGCAGCCUGGGGCGAGCAUGGUCGCAAGCGACGGGGCAAGACGCCCGUGGCAGGGUAUCGCCCAGGCAUUUUCUGUUUCUGGGAUUCCGGCACCAACGGCUACGGCGAGGGCGAGUCUGCCUGGUUGCGGAUCGGGCACCGCACUGUGCAGGUGGCCCGCGAACACAUACGCCCAGCCGUCGGUUUCGAGGGCUGGACCCCUUCCGAGGAGGACCUCAAGGAGCUCAAGACGGCCGAGCAGGACUUGGCGAAGGCCGGCCAGGGCGACGCUUCGCCAGAGCGGUACCCGGCGUCGAGCCCAGAGUCGAGCCGAAGGCGAAGCUCCAGAGCCCGCUGCGCCCUUUCCGUGGCCGGCACCGCCUCAGUUUGGACCAGUCAGAACACGAGAGCGCUCUGCGACGCCCACGCCGAGGAGAUCAGCACCUCAUACCCGCGAGUCGUCCGCAGCUCGACCACCAUCGAGCGGUUCGGCACCUUCGACGGUUAUCGCACCACCACCGGAGACCCGCGUGUUCUCGAGCCUGGCGGAGUCCAGGAGGCCUACGAGGCGCACCUCUUGCCCAUCGAGAACUUCGAGAACGACCCGAUCGAUGACAGCGAGCCGGACGACGACUGGACAAACUGCCUGUACAUGACCUACCACGAGCUCUCCGACCUCAGGGACGGCGAGAUGGACGUGGACUGUGCGACAGCACAGGUGGGCGACACGACGGACUCGAACAACCUGUCGAGACGCGAGCAGCGUCAACUGGAUCGUGAAAUCCCCUGGCGGGAGAUCGCAGAGUACCCGGAGGACCAGUUCAUGGAGUACGUCAAGAGUCAAGGCCUUGCGCAAGGAGUGCCAGAACUGGGACACCUGGAAGCCAAGGCUCGCCCGGUGUUGCUGGGGUUCUCCGACCCCGACCUGGAGAAGUUGCCGCGUAACGCCCCGGUGCUGACCGAUGCUGGCAAGAAGCUGAUCUGCCAGAUCGCGGUCUCGAAUGACUGGCGAGUCGGGACCGGAGACGCGGAGAGCGCCUUUCUCCAGGGAGGCGCCCAGAGCGAGCGCGAAGAGGCGAUCUACAUGAUUCCGCCCAAGGACCCGAUAGUUCAAGCCGCCGGAGUCUUCACCGCCCCACUCUACGAGGUGGUCGGCAACCUGUACGGUCAGUCGACGGCGCCGUACCUAUGGUACAAGCACGUGGUGACGACCUUCCUGGCGCUGGGCAGCAAGCUCCACAGCCUCGAUUCAGCUCUCUUCCUGUGGUUUUUUCCGAACAAUGAGUUGGCUUGCGCGGUGGGUAUGCACGUGGACGAUGCUCUUGCGGCACACCAUCCCAAGUUCGACUUCACCCCGAUCGAGAAGGCUAUUAAAUGGCGAGGCUGGCAGUGGGACAACUUCGUCUUCCUCGGCGAGGAGUACCAGCGCCUACGUCAAGGUCCGUACAGCGGAAGUUUGUUUGUUCAUCAAGCGGCCUACACUAAGGCGAUUGCAGUCACGAAGGUUGGAGUUAUGUCCAGCACUCGGUCUUCUUCUAAGCUGACGCGCUCUGAGCGCGAAGAUCUGGAGUCUGCUGUCGGUUCGCUCCAGUGGUUGUCCGGACACACACGUCCAGACCUGUCAGCCGCGGUUUCCCUUGUCCAGAGGACCGACCCCGAGCUGAACGACCUACGGAUGGCCAUGAAGCACGUAGAGUACGCGCACCGCACAGCCCAGACUGGCAUCCUGAUCGUCCGCGUCGAUUUGAGCCGCGCCUGCUUUGUGAGUUUUGCAGACAGCUCAUGGGCGAACGCUCCAGGAUUGAAGACCCAGAUCGGCACCCUCAUCUUUCUGGCAGACAAGGUGAUACUCACCGGACCCACGUCAUGUACUCUCUUGUUUCACAAGUCCAAGAGAACGCCGAGAGUGGUGAGAUCUACGCUGGCUGGGGAAGCUAUCGCGCAGGACCUGGGAGUGGACUACGCGUCGCACUUGUCGAAGUUCCUGUCCGAGAUGUUGACUGGACGGCCUGCUGGCCGACACCCACCGAUCUUCGAGGUUAUCACCGUUACCGACUGCAAGUCUCUGCACGAUGCCCUCCACCAGCUCACACCGAGUUUGUCUGAGAAACGUACUGUGUUCGACGUGAUUUCCAUUCGUGACGAGGUGAAGGUCAAGAACGUCAGAUGGAUCCCUACGACGCACAUGAUAGCCGACGGCAUGACCAAGGAGGAUCCGAAGCUUCGUGAGAAUCUGACCAAGUUCCUGGCGGAUCCAGUGCUGUCGCUCGUGGAGUCGAUUGCUUGCGAGGAGCUGACCGGUGGGGAUGGCCAAGUACAGAAGAAGUGA